AUGUGGAAAAUUUGCAGUUACUUCCCUUCUAGAAUCAUGUUUUAUGUUGUUCUUGAUUAUGAAGUUGAGCUAUUAAAAGAAAACACACAAGCAUCAUUUCAAGCUGCAGGAGAUGGAUGGUUUACACUUUCAAAAGAGAGGUUUCAGACGGCAGAGAUUUUAUUCAAGCCACAUAUUGCUGGAAUGCAAGCCAUGGGUUUGCACCAGGCCAUAGCUGUUUGUAUGGAGUAUUGUCAUUCUGCAGAACUAACGGGCGACUGUGAUUGGUACAAGAUGGUAGUUUUAUCGGGAGGAACUGCAUGUUUGCCAAGUUUAGCAAACGGUGAUUGGUACAAGACAGUAGUUUUAUCGGGAGGAACUGCAUGUUUGCCAGGUUUAGCAGAUGUUAGGCUGAAAGUGUUUACUGCGUGCAAACGCAUGCUUUUCCUACAACAGGGAUUUUGGAUCCCUAUUUCUAUCUGA
Cicer arietinum (chickpea) is the source of this 462-nucleotide messenger RNA. The record is from RefSeq and is a predicted model, not a curated record. NCBI's taxonomy places the organism in Eukaryota, Viridiplantae, Streptophyta, Magnoliopsida, Fabales, Fabaceae.